AUGUCCUCGCCGCCACCAAACCCGCCCCCAAAUGCCAACCCGCUAAAACGCACAUCCAUAUCCUCAGCAUCAGUAAGCCAACAGAACCUCAAGCGCCAGCGCAUGCACCCGCUCCGCCAGACCUCGUUUCCUGUGGACCCGGAUCUGCGCGCGUUCAGCGCGACAGCGACAAGUGAUGCUGGUAGCGUGACGGGGAGUUUCACGGGGAGUUUAGGCGGUGCAAGCGCCGAUGGAGUCUUCAGGAGGAAACGCGGGCGGAAAAGCAAAGCUGAGAAGGAGCGGGAAAAGGAACGUGAACGUGAACGGGAGAGGGAUAGGGACAGUGAGGAUGCGGUCAGUGUUGCCAAGGGUGGUGCAGGUGGUGGAAGUAUGGCAGGUGGACAGAAUGGGGGCGAAGAAGGCUACGAAGACGAUGACUUUGACGACGAAGGGGAGCUAUUGGGGAGGGAAGAGGGGGCUGAGCGUGAAGAUGUGGAGGGGGAGAGAAAGAAUCUUGCAUUACUUGUGGACGCCUUUAACCCCCGGCAGUCCGAACGGUACGACUUAUUCAAGCGAGCGAAGCUGAGAAAGGAGACGUUGCGGCGGAUUGUCAACCAUGCACUUUCACAGUCUGUCCCGGCCAGUGUUGUGACUACGAUCAAUGGAUUUACGAAAGUGUUCGCCGGAGAGAUGGUCGAAAAGGCACGAACGGUCCAAAAGGAGUGGGCGGAUGCGCACGACCAAGCGGCACUAGCUUGGCUUCGCCAGGACGAUCCGACAAGCGAAGAGACGAAUCAAUCUGCAACAAAUAAUGAACAUCUCACGAGGGUAAAAAGUGAGCCGGCGGAGACGGACGGGGACGUGAGCUCAGGUGCUGCUGAAGUGUUUCGGGUUUCGGCACAUAGUGGAAGUGGUUCCGUCAAGCUUCCGCCCAACCCACACCGCGGACAGCUGCUCCCAGCCCACCUCCGAGAGGCCCUUCGACGUUAUAAGCGAGACGGCGAAGGCGGCGGUGUUGGCUUCUCUGGGCUGAGUCUGGGGAACUUGGGGGUCCGAGGGUCAGCAACGUGGAGUGCGGGCGUGGGAGGACGGCCACUGUUUCGGUGA
This is a messenger RNA of Aspergillus versicolor CBS 583.65, 1086 nucleotides long. Its product is annotated as transcription initiation factor TFIID subunit 11 family protein. The transcript has 2 exons. Lineage: Eukaryota; Fungi; Ascomycota; Eurotiomycetes; Eurotiales; Aspergillaceae. The record is from RefSeq and is a predicted model, not a curated record. Gene Ontology annotation, biological process: RNA polymerase II preinitiation complex assembly; transcription initiation at RNA polymerase II promoter. Gene Ontology annotation, molecular function: transcription coactivator activity; protein heterodimerization activity. Gene Ontology annotation, cellular component: nucleus; transcription factor TFIID complex. Bases 1 to 1086 code for a protein of 361 amino acids.